AUGAGGCCCCUCAUCCAGUCGUCAAAACACUGUUCUAACAGCGAGAAGUUCUGGAACUAUGAGCUUCGGCGGUGGCUGUGCUCUUGGCCCCUACUAGUGACUCUUGCGGGUAUUCACGCCUUCAUCCUGACUCUGGUGUCCGAAGAGUACCGCAACAGGAUUGACAUAGAGAGCUUCUGCCCCCAGCUUUUUGCAGCAAAGGCUAUCUACGCUGACUACUUGGAUGAGCUUCCUGACAACUUCGCAUUCGGCGGAUAUGGUCUCAAGGAAAUCUUUCUCAUACUGCCAGGGCGCUGGAUCUUGUCAGGUGCCACACUCUUCGGCCUCACCCUCUUCUUGUGCGAGAUUCCUUGUUUUAUCGUCUUCAUCUUUGCCGACUGGUGGCGAGCUGUCACCUCUGCACCAGUAAGCAUCCAGGCUACCACGCACAGCCUGCCAGGAGACACCAGCAGAACGAUGCUCGCCUCCGAGGACUUCUGGAACAUGAGCCUACCGGAUCCUGACGUCAUCAACGCGUAUCUCCGCAGCAACACGUCGCUCAGGAACAGCCUCCUGCCUGGGACUCCUCCCCUGCAGCUUAUCAAGUGCCACGUGUACCUCAUGCAGACGGGGAAUUUGUUCAACUUCUACACGGCAGACCACCCGGGGGGGUGUGAAGAGGCCCCUCGCACAGCGCUCAAACCCAUGAGCUCCUAUUCCGCCAGCGAGAUAUUCUGGACGCUUACUUUUCCGAGAUGGCUGUGCUUCUGGCCUUUCCUCCUGGCCCUUGGGUUUGUUCACUUCGUCCUACUGUCACGACUUAAUGAAACAUACGAGCGGCGAAAGCGAUCUGGCGUUUUGACUGCUGCCGAAGAGAAGGCAGCAGGAUUCUUCUUCGUUGCUGCAUUCGCUUUGUUGUACGGUAGCUUGUUUGGGGGCUUCAUAUUCGCCGUCGGAUGGACCGAUACAGAGGAGCUGUACCCUCAGCUUUUGCCAGAUCCUGCGAGCAACAUCAACUCGAUAUUCCAAACGAGCAACGUUAGCCUAAACUUGCACGUCUGCAACGCGACUUCUCCACUAACGGGACGGGACGUGACCCUUUUCCAGUUCUACACGGGCAUGCCACAGAGCUUCUGCUCUCAGCUCCUGGAAGCGAAGGCCGUCUAUGGAGACUUUCUGGACCAUCUUCCGGACGAAGUCAGGUUCGAUUACACCACCGGACCUGCAUUCUUCCCGAUUGUGGGGCGCUCUGUCAUUUUAGCCGCCGCCAUCUAUGGGUGGGCUCUGUUAGUGAUAGAGGCAAUCUAUGUGAUUGCUAUCACUCUCAAUCAACGGUCUAACGUCUCCGAAAGAGAGGUCGAAGCCGUCCUAGCUCAAGAGUUAGACAUGGUAGAACAAUUGUUUGGGGAUCAUAAGCAAGACGCAGAUCUUCCCUAG
Klebsormidium nitens is the source of this 1416-nucleotide messenger RNA. The record is from the annotation of a GenBank genome assembly. NCBI's taxonomy places the organism in Eukaryota, Viridiplantae, Streptophyta, Klebsormidiophyceae, Klebsormidiales, Klebsormidiaceae.